Anopheles arabiensis is the source of this 5457-nucleotide messenger RNA. RefSeq names its product nucleolar protein dao-5-like. Gene Ontology annotation, cellular component: extrinsic component of mitochondrial inner membrane. The transcript is spliced from 7 exons. The coding region runs from base 264 to 5138 and encodes 1624 amino acids. NCBI's taxonomy places the organism in Eukaryota, Metazoa, Arthropoda, Insecta, Diptera, Culicidae. The record is from RefSeq and is a predicted model, not a curated record.
UCAGUCCCAGCUGAACCACCGUCACGGAAUAACCGUUUGCGCAGUGUUCUAAAGUUAACUCGCGUGAAGAAAGUAAACCAGUAGAGAAGAAGAGACAGAGACAGAGAGAGAUAGAGCGCGCGAACAAGUGAGAAGGGAUCGAGUGUUGAAUCCAUAGUGAAGUUGCUAAAGUUAAAAGUGUAAAAGGGAGAAUUACAACAUAAAUUCCAAAAGAAACGAGUAAAAACAUCCCACCAGCACCCUAGCGCUUGAAGUGGACAGUAAUGGCGAAGAAAGGGAAGGCUAAAAAUGGGGCAGUCACCGGCGAAGGAGAACAAGUGGCUGCGCCGGCGGCUCCAGCAGCUGUCAAUGCACCGGCGGCAGCAGCAGCAGCAGUAGCAGCCGUUCCAGCACGACCAGUCGAGAAGCAGGCCGCUCCCGUGCAGCAGCCAGCAGCCAAAGAGGUGAAGCUCGAGGUGAAGCCCGCCCAGCAGGCAAAUGGUGCCGCUGUACAGAACGGUGCCGAAGCCGGUGCCGAGCAAGGCGAACUGAGACGCAAGCGAAGCCGGCGCGGAGCUCGCAACGAUAAGAAGAAGUCGGACAAGGACGAUCAGUCGAAGGCGCCCUCGAACCUGACGGCGCGCAAGAAUCUGCGCAAAAAGCGCAGCAAGCUGAUGCGCAUGCUGGAGCAGGCCGAGGCGGGCCCAGCGGCCCCGCCCGCUGCCGAUGGGGCACCGGUGCAGACGCCGGAAGAAAUUCGCAAGAAGAUCGAGAUCGUCGAAAACUUGCUGCAGCUGCUGCAGGCCCAAACGCAGGAAGAGCGCAAAAAGAUAGAAAGCCUCAAGAAGGCACAGUCGGCGGAACAGCAGGAGGCGGCCGCGAAGAAGACGGAACAGCCGCCGCAGAAGACGGCGGCGGCGGCGCCCGGUUCGCCCAAGAGCCUGACCACGGAAAAGGCGCGCAAGGAGGCGGAGGCGAAGAAGCUGGCCGGCGAGAAGGCGGAAAUCCAGAACGAGGCGAAGCGGCUGGCACAGGAAAAGGCACGCAAGGAGCAGGAGAUGAAGAAGCUGAUCGCGGAGAAGGCGAAAAAGGACGCGGAGGCAAAGCAGCUGCUGGAGGAGAAGGCGGCCCGCGAAGCGGAACUGGCCAAGCUGACGCAGGCGCAGGCACGCAUCGAAACGGUGGAGCAGAAGAUUAACCAGCUCGACCAGAAGGUGCAACAACGAAAGGAGGCGGAGGAGCCGAAGGUGGCGGCCGCGCCAGUGCCGGCAGCGGCGGCGGCUCCUGGUAGUCCGAAACAAAAGAAGGAUCAGGCGCGCACGCGCAAGGAUUCGGAAUCGAGCAAGAAGAAGGAGGCAGAAGAUAAGGCGAAGAAGGAUGCGGAAGAGAAGGCCAAGAAGGAGGCGGCUGAAAAGGCGAAGAAGGAAGCGGAGGAGAAGGCCAAGAAGGAAGCGGCUGAAAAGGCCAAGAAGGAAUCGGAAGAGAAGGCCAAGAAGGAGGCGGCGGAAAAGGCCAAGAAGGAGGCCGAAGAGAAGGCCAAGAAGGAGGCGGCUGAAAAGGCGAAGAAGGAAGCGGAGGAGAAGGCCAAGAAGGAAGCGGCUGAAAAGGCCAAGAAGGAAGCGGAAGAAAAGGCUAAGAAGGAGGCGGCUGAAAAGGCGAAGAAGGAGGCCGAAGAGAAGGCCAAGAAGGAGGCUGCUGAAAAGGCGAAGAAGGAAGCGGAGGAGAAGGCCAAGAAGGAAGCGGCUGAAAAGGCCAAGAAGGAAUCGGAAGAGAAGGCGAAGAAGGAGGCGGCUGAAAAGGCCAAGAAGGAAGCCGAAGAGAAGGCGAAGAAGGAGGCGGCUGAGAAGGCCAAGAAGGAGGCCGAAGAGAAGGCGAAGAAGGAGGCGGCUGAAAAGGCCAAGAAGGAAGCCGAAGAGAAGGCAAAGAAGGAAGCGGCUGAAAAGGCGAAGAAGGAAGCUGAAGAGAAGGCCAAGAAGGAGGCGGCUGAAAAGGCGAAAAAAGAAGCAGAGGAGAAGGCGAAGAAGGAGGCUGCAGAAAAGGCCAAGAAGGAAGCGGAAGAAAAGGCAAAGAAGGAGGCGGACGAAAAGGCUAAGAAGGAGGCGGCCGAAAAGGCGAAACAAGAGGCGGCUGAAAAGGCGAAAAAGCAAGCAGAAGAGGAAGCAAAGCGGAAAACGAACGGCGAAGCGGCGAAACAGGCCAACGGAUCGGCAGCGGCGGCCGCCCCAGCACAGGAAAAACCGGCCACCUCGAAGCAGGACGCCAAAAACAAUAAAAAGAACAACAAACGCACCCCCAAAAACAGUGUGUCGGAGGAUGAGAAGAGCACAGCCAAAGCGACCGGUCCAAAAAACGGACCGGGCGGCGAUUUUGCCUCCUCUGCUGAACCCGCCACGGUAGCAAAAUCGCAGGAAAGCCACUCAGCACCAGUCCCCGUCCCGCCGAAGACCGCCGAAGCUGCUCCUGCCUCCCCGAAACCCUCUCCGAAAGCCAACGCUGGCAAUAAACAGGCCGCCCCAGUGAACGGCAAGCAACAGACACCACCGACCAAGACGCCCGAAAAGACGCCCGCCCAGCCAAAGACGGCCGCCCGAUCGUCACCGCCAAAGACCACGGCCAAGGCACCGUCUCCACCGAAAACAGCACCGGCGGCCGCUGCCCGUGCCGCACCCGCCAAACCCAGCACACCACCCGCGUCAAAGAAACCGGAACCGCCGCCCAAGCCCGAAUUCCUCAAGAAGAAGUCACCCUCGGUCGAGAAGGAAAAGGUCGUGAAGGCGGCAGCACCGCAACAGGUCUCUCAGCCCCCUGCAGCGACAGCCACCCCGCCCAGCUCAGCAACACCUGCCACACCUGCCCCUGCCACCACCGUUCCAGCAACUCCUGCCUCAGCACCUGCACCUCAGGCGGCUGCGGCAGCACCUCCCGCCCAGGAAGGUACCGCCGUGUCGGCCCGCCUCACCGAGGAAGCCCUGAACGGGGCGAAGAAACCUGCCACUGCCGGCACUGCCAACAAGCCGAAACCGGCGCAGAAGAAGCCGGACGUGCCGCCGAAGCCGGACGUGCACAGCAAGAGCGCGGCCAAGAUGAAGACCCCGAUCAAGCAGCCGGGCGGCAAGGCGGCCAGCUCCACGUCUGAUUCCAGGUCGGCGGCGGCAGCGGAGCUAAGUAGAACGGAAGCAUUUAAGAAAAACAUGGACAUUAUAUCGACCAUCGCGGACGUGCUGCUGUCCUGCUCGCGCUCGAAGAAGAACCGCACCGCGGAGCGGCCGGCGGCUAACGCGCCCGAACCGCCUACCACUAACACAAGCAGUAAUUCACCCUCCUCAUCUUCCAAUACUAAUAGCACUACCACCACCACCACCAGUCUUGAACCAUCUCUGCCCUCAUCGGCAUCACUCUUAUCAUCCCUAUUUCCAACGCUUUCGCAAUCACCCGGCCCGUCCGGCGGCUCGUCCGAUCAAGCAUCCUCAUCCGCGUCCGCUGGCGAAUCUGCGCACAGCAAGAAGUCCAAGCUGGACGUGGAACGCAUCCUGCGCAUACUGCAAGCCGGCCAGACGCCGUCCACAUCUUCAGCUUCGUCGGACCCAUCUGCAUCCUUGCAGCAGCAGCUCCCACCGGAGCUGCUAGCCGGAGGUCCCGAGGGUGAAGAGAAUCCGCUCGGAUCGUUUCUAACCAAAGAUGCCAUCCGCAUGCUGAUGCCAACUCUGCAGGAGGUGAACCACAAGUUUAACGUGGAAAAGCAACUGCAUGCGCUCAAUGCGACAGCGGCGAUGGCGAAGAUAAUGCCAAAAACGCUGCCGCCCGGCACGGACACUACCGAGGAGGACGAGCUGGAGGAGGAUCUGCUGGACGAGGAGGAGGAAGACACGAUCGAGUACAAGUUCACACCGCGCCCGGUCUUCAUAGCAACGAUCUGUCAGGUCUGUAAGAACCCGCUGAAGACUUUCGUCCACUGCGAGCGCUGCAAGAUGGUAUCGUACUGUGGCGAAGAACAUCGGCGCACGGAUCAACCGGCCCAUCGUGAACUGUGUGCGGUGCUGUGUGAAGUAGCCGGCAACAGAGGAGGACACAUUUACCAGCUGGCCCGGAAGCUGAACGUGCCGGAGUAUCGCAAUCUGCGCGUUCACACGCUCAACCAGAUCGAGCUCACGCUCAAGCGCCCCAUGCAAGCGUACGAACGGGAGAUUGUACUGUUUCCACGCAUCUGCCUUACGCCCGAGUGUCGCGAAUGGCGGCAGGAGCUGCUGACAGAGUGUACCGACUGUCGGCAGGUUUCGUACUGUGCGAACAAUCCUACACAUCUGCCAACUUCCCAUCGGCGCUGGUGCAAGGCGUACCUACUCUUCCAGAAGCUGAUCCUGCGACAGCGCAUCCUGGGGCGGAUCGAGCCCGUGCUGCCGUCACGCAUCCUCUCGAAACCGGCCCCACUGCCGGCUAACAUUGACGAAGCGUUCAAACAACUGUACAAAAACUCGACUGUGCCUCGGGAUGAAUGUGUCUACGCCGUACUGUCGCAGAUAGCGACCGCGCCGCUGUCCGCACUGUAUGCGUACCAGCAGACAGGUCUACCGUUCGGCAGCACAUUCACGAUCCAUCUCGUCGGGGCCGAGCUACAGUUCGAGGGCGACACACUGGACAAGUGGGAAGCGUUCUUCCUUCACCUCGUACCGGAGGUCGCCGUACUGCGCGUCGUGUUCGUUGGUCCGGAGCUGAACGUCGAGAAUCUGCCGAUCGAUGUCAUCAGUCGCAUUAGAAUGUGCCGGACCUGCCGGUUGAAGUGCCGCGUGGUAGCGUUCGACUUCCAGUGUCGCACCAUGUACCACGACUACCGGCACAGCUCGCGCUACCAGCGACCGAAUCUCAUCUGCUUCUUCAACCCGGGACUUCACCGUACGACCGGGUUUGCCGGGCAGGACAGCUGGCCGGUAACAAUUCGUGCCGCAACAGAUGCAGGCUGUCCAAUGCUGGUGACCGCCUACACCGAGCUGGAGUCUCCCCUCGAUCUGGACCGGCUGCAGCGUGAGUCGACGCGUGCCCUUCAGGUCGUUCAGCCACCGACGGUCAAUCCGUACGGUUCCAAGCGCCCCGAUCGUAACUUCAUUUCGGACGAUACUGCUCCGAUGAUCUUCAAGAACUACUACUACUUCAUAGUGAAAUAAGAGUGCGAGAUAAGGAGAGAGAGAGAAACUUCCCAACAUAGGACACAUCCGUUCUGCGCGUUCGAUAUAAUGUUCAUGGUUUACACAACUAUUGGUUUUUCGUUUUUGAAUGCUUUUAAUUUCUUCGUUUUCCACUAACUUCGACGUUUCGGCCCCACUUCCCGGGUGUCGCAACACUACACGGUCGAAGUACUUCCUUACGCGUACUUUACUAAAGUGGCACAGCGUCACGAAUCUCCACCCAGUCGUACGAUUGGCAGUUGUGAUUUCAAAAUACGAUGUGCAAAAAUAAAUAAUGUGUAUCAGUGAGUUAAUUUAA